GAUUUGUGAGUCUAGCCAGAAAGACAUUCAUAUUCUGCUUCUGCACAGACGGACUCGCUGUUGCUGGUUUGGUUUUAGCUUUCGACGAGUUAUUUUUUAACACAAAUUUUUAGGAUCAAGAUAGCCGUUGUUCUUCUCUCUGUGAUUACCUCACAACGAAAAGGAGAUGUGUAGUUGAUUUGGUGAUUAUAGAAUCCGUUUGAACGAUCGAAAGGUUACUAGUUAUAUCACGUCUCCUGUGAUGAUUACAUAUCAAAGUGAUGUUAUAUGUGCUGUAUGAGGUUCAGUGAGGAUGUGAGGCCUGUUGGACACGGUUGUCGAUUGUUUUCAAGUCGAGAUAAAAGACAUUUAGUCACCUCACAAAAGGGUGUGAGGGGAUUUUCUAAUUGACGAACAAAUUCUUGGAUUGUGCAAGCUUCCACCCCAUUUCGCUUGCUGCCAUGUCUACAUUUGAGCCAGCCGACAGGAACAGUUGGUACUUCGGCCCAAUGUCCCGCCAAGAUGCAACGGAUCUUUUGAUGGCUGAACGAGAAGGCGGAGUCUUCCUGGUACGGGACAGUACCACCAUCAUGGGCGAUUACGUUCUCUGCGUCAGAGAGGAUAGUAAAGUCAGCCAUUACAUCAUCAAUAAAAUCCAACAAGGAGAUCAAACAAGAUACAGGAUCGGUGAUCAAAUGUUUCCCGAUUUGCCCGCCUUAUUGUCUUUCUAUCGGCUCCACUACCUGGACACGACGCCGCUCAUCCGGCCAGCACCGAAACGAGUGGAGAGAGUCGUAGCCAAGUACGAUUUUGAUGGCAGUGACGCGGAUGACUUGCCGUUCCGCAAGGGUGAAAUAUUGACUGUCAUCAGCAAGGACGAGGAGCAAUGGUGGACGGCCAUGAACAGCCUUGGACAAACUGGCUCGAUACCGGUUCCCUACGUUCAAAAGCACGAUGGAACAGAUGGAUCGGUAGGAGAGACUGCCAAUAGGAUUAGCAAUAGCCCGACUUCGCCAAGUGCGGCGCCUCAGCAACAAGACAAAACCAAGCGGCCGGCCAACAUUCAACGCAAGUUGCCCGCGUACGCCCGAGUGAAGCAGGCACGCGUACCUAACGCAUACGACAAGACGGCCCUGCGUCUCGAGGUGGGCGACACUGUCAAGGUGACCAAAAUGCAUAUCAACGGACAGUGGGAAGGCGAACUUCACGGCAAGGUUGGACAUUUCCCCUUUACUCACGUCGAGUUUAUCGAUUCGGAAAAUGCCGAUGAUGGGAUCGACAGCUGAAAAUCAUCAAAGUUU
This is a messenger RNA of Daphnia pulex (common water flea), 1280 nucleotides long. It is a transcript of the gene Crk, whose product is annotated as adapter molecule Crk-like. The record is from RefSeq and is a predicted model, not a curated record. NCBI's taxonomy places the organism in Eukaryota, Metazoa, Arthropoda, Branchiopoda, Diplostraca, Daphniidae. Gene Ontology annotation, molecular function: protein binding. Bases 441 to 1265 code for a protein of 274 amino acids. The transcript has 7 exons.